AAUGAGUUCCAAAAUACUUUUGGCCGGCGCCACGGGCUACGUAGGAGGAACCGUCUUGAGCACGCUCCUAAACAGCCAAGAUGAGGCAGUAAAUAAUGCAUCCAUAUCUGUUCUUGUCCGGAAUAAGCAGCAAGCAGAGGUUCUGGAACAAAGAGGCGUUGCUACUGUCCAAGUUGGCGACUAUACCGAUACAGCUGCCAUCGCGGAGCUAGCCAGCAAUUAUGAUGUUAUUAUCAAUGGCGCCUCUGGCUUCGACCACGGUCUCGCAAACGCAUUACUCGCAGGCCUCGCCCAGCGCAAGCAAACCCUCGGCGUCGAGGUCCAUUAUAUCCACACAUCAGGAACAACAAACAUCGCCGAUAGUCCGACACUGGGUCUAUAUCCCGGGCACCAGGCAGACCCGAUAUCCGACUCCUCCCCAGCCCAGCUCACCUCGACACUUCGAAGACUAGACGCCGCAGCGCCGUAUACCCAGCGCAGUGUUGAACUCGCCGUGCUGGAUAAGGGGAACGCCACCGGCGUUAGAACGCAUAGUAUUUGUCUUCCCAUGCUGUUUGGGAUUGGGACGGGUCUAUUCCGGACAGUGUCGGGGCAGAUCCCGAUCCUGGUUGGUGGUGCUAUGCAGGCUCGGCAGGUGUGGCUUGUUGGUGAUGGGUCUGCUUUGAAGGCGUAUGUUCAUAUAAAGGAUGCUGCGAUGGUUUAUGUCCUUGUUUUGAGUAGGGUUCUUCGUGGUUUGCCCGUGCCGUUUGGUGAAGAGGGUGUUAUAUUUGCUGGAGACCGUGAGUAUAGUUGGAAUGAAGUUGGGGAGAGGAUUGCGAGUGUUGGAAAGGCGCGGGGUGUUCUUGAUACAGACAGGAUUAAGUACGUGAGUAUGCAGGAGGGGGCGCGUCUGUUGGAGAUGGAUGAUAUGCAGUACGUUGAGGCUGCGUAUUUGUCGAGUGCGAGGGUAACUGCAGAUGUUGCUCGGAGCCUGGGUUGGCAGCCGGUGCACUCUGAUGAGUUUGACAAGUACUUCCAUGAUGUCUGGGAGAUUGUAGCUAAAUAAUUACGUCCUAUACAUCCAGUCUAACUAGACUUUAC
Molecule: messenger RNA, 1080 nt
Organism: Aspergillus versicolor CBS 583.65
Lineage: Eukaryota; Fungi; Ascomycota; Eurotiomycetes; Eurotiales; Aspergillaceae
Product: NAD-dependent epimerase/dehydratase family protein
Exons: 5
Source: RefSeq, a predicted model, not a curated record